This is a messenger RNA of Camellia sinensis, 654 nucleotides long. The record is from RefSeq and is a predicted model, not a curated record. Lineage: Eukaryota; Viridiplantae; Streptophyta; Magnoliopsida; Ericales; Theaceae.
AUGGCUCUCAAAAUUGGCGAAGACGAAUGCCUCGGGGCUUAUGCCAAAAGGUGUUAUGAGGUUUUUAAUCGAAUACUAGGGUGCAACCAAGAGUUGGCGGUCGUAUCUUUUAAGAAUGGCCUGAACGAUGACUGCCUGCUUCGAAAGUUACUGGCAAAGACGCUGCCAAAAAGUAUGGAGGAACUCAUGGCCAGGAUCGAGAAAUAUGCGAGAGCUGAAGAAGACAUGCUAGGGACAAAGGCAUCAAAACAGGAGAAGAGAAACGGCUUGCCGAAGCGAGGCCGAGGCAAUACUGGAUAUAACAGACAAGAAAUAGGAUCGAGGGCUGCACAGGCAGUCACCAUAGUAUUCUGGAUCCCGGUUUACAAAGUCUUGGAAAGGAUCAGGAAUCAGCCUUACUAUAGAGCACUAGAGAAAAUCCCUAGCGGAUUUAUGGGAAGAAGCCUGUGGAAGCACUGUGCUUAUCACAACGAGAAUAGGCAUCUGACUCAGGGGUGUAGAGCCCUAAAGUCACAUCUGGAAGAUCUGGUAAGACAAGGUCACUUAAGAGACCUGGUAGAUGAGGCCAGGACAAGAGAAGAACAAGUAAGGCAGUCCCAGGCACCAGCAGCACCACCUCCACCAGCACCACAAUCGCAAGCAGACGGACCUUGA